AUGCCAAAGGAAAGAAGGGAUAGGUCAUUGUCACAUGAAAGUUGCAGAGCAUCACCUUACCCGAGCAGCUCUAGUCGUGUUGGAAGAUCUGCUCUUAAAGAGUUGGAGGAAAACGUUAAAGAAUGGGAAGAAGCUAGGUGUCCAGUGUGCAUGGAACACCCUCACAAUGCAGUUCUCCUCAUAUGUUCAUCCCAUGAGAAAGGAUGCCGCCCUUACAUGUGCAACACUAGCUAUCGCCACUCAAACUGUCUUGAUCAGUUCCGCAAGUCAUUUGCUGACACCACAUCAACCAUUUCUCAAGUUGAAAGUCAAAUUUCUAACACUGUCGAUAGUAUAAUUGAUGUGCCAGAAGACAGAAAUGAGGAGGGGACUGUCCAAAGUGGAAUUAAUGUGCCGGAAGACAUAAAUGAGGUGACUGUGCAAAGUAGAAUUGAUGUGCCGGAAGACAGAAGUGAGGGUUUGGUUACAGUGCAAGCCUUAUCCUGUGAGAAUGAGACAAAGUCAAAGUUAGUAUGCCCUCUAUGUAGAGGGCAAAUAAAAGAGUGGAAAGUAGUGGAGGCGGCUCGACAUUUUAUGAAUGAGAAAUCAAGGAGCUGUUCUUGUGAGACUUGCAACUUCAGUGGCACAUACCCUGAUCUUAGAAAGCAUGCAAGACUUGAACAUCCUCUUGAGCGCCCAUCAGCAGUAGACCCAGAGCGUCAGCGUAACUGGAGGAGGUUGGAGCGGCAGAGGGAUCUUGGCGACCUCCUUAGCACGCUUCAAACUUCAUUUGGGGUUGAUGAUCCCAUAGAUGAUGGUGGCCUGCUAGCUGUGUUUUUCCUCAUUCUUCAACCUGCUUCUGUGUCCAGGGGUACCACACUCCAGAUGCGAAUAAGGAGACCUGCCACACUUUGGGGGGAAAAUUAUGAUGGACAAUCUGGAUCUGAUGAUGCAAACGAAUCUUCGGAUGGAGGAUCUGAUAGUAGACCUCGUCGUGUCCGGAGACAACGGACGCCUCCGCCAUGA
Messenger RNA from Sphenostylis stenocarpa, 1005 nucleotides. NCBI's taxonomy places the organism in Eukaryota, Viridiplantae, Streptophyta, Magnoliopsida, Fabales, Fabaceae. The record is from the annotation of a GenBank genome assembly.